Molecule: messenger RNA, 704 nt
Organism: Lagenorhynchus albirostris (white-beaked dolphin)
Lineage: Eukaryota; Metazoa; Chordata; Mammalia; Artiodactyla; Delphinidae
Gene: PVALEF
Product: parvalbumin like EF-hand containing
Exons: 5
Coding region: 163-564 (133 amino acids)
Cellular component (GO): nucleus; cytoplasm
Molecular function (GO): calcium ion binding
Source: RefSeq, a predicted model, not a curated record
AGGCUGGAGUACCCAGGAGAGGCAGUAGGACAGCUGCAGCCCCAAGAUGUAAACAGGCCGAGCGGCUGCAGGUAUAAAGGCUGGAGCCCCCACAGCCUCUCAGCAGCCCCAGCCUGACCCGCCUUCCCAGAGCCCUCGAAGAAAGCCAGGCGAAGGGCCAGGAUGGACGAGGACUUCUCCUCCCAGAUGAAGAAGAUGGCCUUGGCCAUGGGCACAUCCCUGUCGGACAAGGACAUAGACCUGCUGCCCACCGACAUGAGGCACCAUGGCUCCUUCAACUACAUCAAGUUCUUCGAGUACAUGCAGAAGUUCCCGGCCUCGGGGCAGCAGGAGAGUGUCAUCCGCAAGGCCUUCCAGACCCUCGACAAGGACAAGAGCGGCUUCAUCGAGUGGAAUGAGAUCAAGUACAUCCUGCACAUCAUCCCCAGCAGCGGGCCCACCACCCCACUGACGGACGAGGAGGCUGAGGCCGUGAUCCAAGCAGCCGACACGGAUGGGGACGGGAGAAUUGACUUUGAAGAAUUUUCUGAAUUGAUCAAAAAGGAGAACAUUGCCAAGAAGUAGCACCACGUCCAGCCCCGGCCGGCUGAGCACCCCCCGAGGGGCACCGUGGGUUUCGCGAGUGCCCCAUGGAGGCCAUGGGAGCGGACGCAGCUUGAGCCAGGAAAAUGGAAGAAAAACAGCAUUAAAUGAACCGCAGCCCA